Messenger RNA from Drosophila hydei, 2223 nucleotides. Its product is annotated as multiple epidermal growth factor-like domains protein 11. Bases 1 to 2223 code for a protein of 740 amino acids. The record is from RefSeq and is a predicted model, not a curated record. Lineage: Eukaryota; Metazoa; Arthropoda; Insecta; Diptera; Drosophilidae. The transcript has 2 exons.
AUGUCUGGAGCUGGAGUUGGAUUUGGGCGUGUGCUCGUGCCAAUAUGCCUGCUCCUGGUCCAGUUGGAUUAUACCUUAGGCUAUAAUACGACAAGUGCGCACUGUUUGCCCGUGCUGGUGGCCACGAAUAAGAUGGUGAAGAAGCUAGUGACUCACACUCUGUUGGAUACAACUGGAUCGAUGCGUUACCGAGAGCCGCAGGAAGAUUUCUAUGUUACAGUGAUUGAAACUUCAAACAAGUGCAAGCCCACUUGUGAGCCCAAAUGCGGUCUUUAUGCGGAUUGUGUGGGCGAUGAGAAACCCGAAUGCGUUUGCCGCGCCGGUUUCCAAAUUGAGCCAAAUAAUAACGAAACGCUUUGCAGGCCACAGUGCGAAAGGAAUUGUGGCAGCCACACCAUUUGCCACAAGCCAGGUGAAUGCACGUGCUUGAAUGGCUAUCAGAGAUCCAAGCUGAAUGCCACCAACUGUGAGCCCGUUUGUCAUGCGGAGUGUGGACGAUUCCAAUACUGUGCUCGACCGGAUCAGUGUGAAUGCGUUGUGGGCUAUACCAGGGAUGCAUUGGGUCUGUGCAGUCCCCGCUGUGCAUCAUGUAAUGCCAACGAGCACUGCACGAAGCCAGAACAAUGCGAUUGCAAGCCAGGCUACGAGCGCGUUGAGGACAUAUGCCAGCCACAUUGCUCGAUGCCUUGUCGACUCAACAGGUACUGUGCCCAGCCGGAUAUGUGUUUGUGCAAGGAGGGCUACGUGGAGAAUGAGCUGGGCGUUUGUCAGCCACAAUGUCAGACGGAGUGCGGCGCGCAUGAGCAUUGUAUUCUGCCAGGUCAGUGCGAAUGCAAGCCUGGUUAUCAGCGAACUGAAACAGGCAUCUGUGAGCCGCAAUGCUCCAUGCCUUGUCGGCUCAACAGGUAUUGUGCUCUGCCCGACAUGUGUCUAUGCAAGGAGGGCUACGUGGAGAAUGAGCUCGGCGUUUGCCAGCCACAAUGUCAGACGGAGUGCGGCGCGCACGAGCAUUGCAUUCAACCAGACCGUUGUGAAUGCCAGCCAGGCUAUCAGCGAACUGAAACGGGCAUCUGUGAGCCGCAUUGCUCGAAGCCUUGUCGCCUCAACAUGCACUGUGCCCAGCCGGAUAUGUGUUUGUGCAAGGAGGGCUACGUGGAGAAUGAGCUUGGCGUUUGCCAGCCACAAUGUCAGACGGAGUGCGGCGCGCAUGAGCAUUGCAUUCAACCAGACCGUUGUGAAUGCCAGCCAGGCUAUCAGCGAACUGAAACGGGCAUCUGUGAGCCGCAUUGCUCGAAGCCUUGUCGCCUCAACAUGCACUGUGCCCAGCCGAACGUGUGUUUGUGCAAGGAGGGCUACGUGGAGAAUGAGCUGGGCGUUUGCCAGCCACAAUGUCAGACGGAGUGCGGCGCGCACGAGCAUUGCAUUCAACCAGAACGUUGUGAAUGCAUUGAGAGUUAUCGUAGAGAUGAGCAAGGCGUCUGUCAGCCCAUCUGCAAGGCAGAUUGUGGAGAACAUGGCUAUUGCAGCGAGCCAGACAAAUGCGGCUGCCAGACAGGCUAUCAGCUGUCCGAGCUGCAGGCCAAGUGCCUGCCCAUCUGUGUGGCUUGUGGCAAUAACACGCAGUGCUCUAGUCCAGGCAAAUGUACCUGUCAGACGGGCUUUCAGCGCAAGAGUGCAGAAAGUGUAGAUUGUGAGCCACACUGUUCAACAGGCUGCUUGGCCAACAGCUACUGCAGCAAGCCCGAAAAGUGUGAAUGCCUGAAUGGCUAUGCAGAGGAUGCGAUGGGCAAAUGCUCGCCCGUCUGUGCGCCGGAGUGUGAAGCGCACAGCAUUUGCAUAGGUCCCGGCAAGUGUGCUUGCCGGCCUGGCUAUACGGGCGUGGGCAACCGCUGCAUGCCCCUUUGCAGCAGCCAAUGUGGCGACAACAGCUACUGUGCCCAGCCCGAGCAAUGCGCAUGCAUUGCCGGCUACAAGCCAAGCGAUGAGCUCAAUCGCAACUGCUCACAUACGAAGGCCACAAUUACCAUCAUCAUGUUAUCAGUUGCAGUUGCUUUAGCGAUCAUCAGCUUGGUCUCAUGCAUUGUCUUGGCCUGCAAAAGGCGCAACAAGGAGCCCGUUUUUGAAAUGCAAUCAGACAAUAAUGUUCUGCCCAUGCAGUGUCUGGAUCUAGAUAAAUACGAUACGAGCUUGGAAGGCAUCACCAACGCAUCCUAUGCGCAAUAA